CCCCCGAUCCCCUUGCCUGGGCGCCGCCGCCCCUUGGCCCCUGGGGGCGCCGCCGGCUCCAUCGCUGUGUGCGCCGCCGCCUCCUUCAUGCGCCGCUCACGUCGAUGGCCAGUGCCGCUGGCGUCGCCGCCGGCGCCGCCGCCGCCGAAGCCGAGCGGCCCGCGCGGCACCUCCUCUCUCUCCCUCUUCUCUGUCCGCAUCGCCCUUUGGGGGCGCCGCCGCAGCUCUCUGGCGCUCCGCCGCCGCCUUCGCCGUCGCUAGCAUGUGUCGCCGGAGGGCGCCGCGCUAAGAGCUGCCACAGACGCCACCGUGGCCGCCGUGCGCGGCCGCCGCUCCGGUGCCCCGCUGCGCGGCCCCCUGCGGGUGUGCCGCCGCCUCGGGCCGCCCCCUGCACCGGCCAAGGGCCGGCCGCCGAUGGCAGCGAUGCGUGCACCGGCAAGGCCGGGGCUGAGGCUGCCGGUGGUGCGGCCAUGGAGGAGACUACGUGCGGCACUGAUGGGGUCGCGUGAGCGGCCGUUGAAACGCCAGCAUCUACCACUGCGAAAAAGGCAGUCGGUGGUGAUGACGUCCUGUGAGACGCCGGCCAUGGAGGCCCACAGAAGUGUCCACCAUCCACCAGUGCUUCGGAAGUGAAGACGAUGAUGGCGUCCAGUGGUGGCCUUGCAGGAACUCGAUGAAUUCGAUGGAGCGUGAGUCCCUCUUGUUUCUGUUCUCGUGUUUGCCUAGUAGAGAGGAAAGUGCAUGAUAACGAGUUGUGAACGGUUAUUCUCUGUAUUGAUUGAUUGUUUUUAAAUACGAAAGACAAGGGCACAAGGGACAUAUUUCUUUGGGAUGACCCCCUCAUGAAUAGUAACUUCCUAGUUAUGUCAUAAUAAUGUUAUUAAUUUAAUUAAUUAAUAAAUUAUAGAAUUGAUCACUAAUUCCUAAUUUCUUCAUAACAAUCCCAACAACAACGACAAUGAGAAUACAACCAACUAUAGACAAAUAGAUGAUAUAUAGGAGCUUAAUUAUUCGGACUUUAACGUGCCAGUUGUUGACGGUCUAUUUUGACCGUGCUCCUCUCCUACUAAGAGAAUAGGGAAAUAAGAAUCAUCAGCUGGGAUGAAACAAGAUUGGUCGUGGCUUAGGCUUUUCGUGCACUAACACAUGUCAAAAUUCUACACAAAAUUUAAACAUCAAAAGACAUAUGACAGAUUAUUAACGAAUUUCAUGGAUGCUGAUUUAAAAUGUAUGCAAGUGAAUUUAAGCUAAAAACACAAGCAAAUGGACAACGUGAUCCAAGGCACGAAUUUCUCAUAAAUCAGACGCGAGCACCAUGUUUUACCGUCAAUUGGAUAAGGAGGUGAGAGAAUGGUAAUGAAAGAAAAUGGUAAGAAAAGGAAAUAAUAAGAAAAUAGAAAAAUAAGUGUGUUAUGAAUAUUUAUUUUUUAUAUAUAUUUUAAAUAAUCCGCAUAAAUCAGUUACAAAAUAUUUUUCUAACCAGACAAAUUGGAGAGAGAAAAAAAACUUUUCAUCAGAGUAGAGCCAUAGUGUCCAAUCCCCUCUCUUUUUUUUUUGUUAAGAUCCGACUGCGCGUCCGGGAUGCUGUUCGAUCGACCGAGAAUGGCUGAGCAAAAACACCAUCAAUUACAUCGAGAUGGAAAUCACUCGGCCAACUAAGGUGCCCAGGGCCGAGUCUGCAUCUGAUUUUGAUUCCUACAAUGAAUGGCUGAGCCGUGAAGAACGUCCUUUAUCAUACACCUUGGCCCCUGGUAGUUGGAAGGCCACCACAUGGAGUAUGCCUAUCCCAAUCACUUCGUGGGACAACUGGCAACGUCAAUGCGUGAUCCAUUCGGAGGACGUCGAUCUCCCUGCUGACAACACAAUGCAUUAUGAGCUGCUGCAUAAGCUCAUGAGCAGCGGCGACAACGAGGACACAGAGGCAACCUUGUCCCUGGGAUAUCUUCGCAUGGCUUACCCCACCGUGAGCAUUGAUGAUGAUGAUGAUGACGUGGUUUACUUGGUGUCCAAAGGCACCAGCAUUCGAUCGGUGGAGAUGGAAGUUGCAGUUGACGUGAGGACAGGGACCCUGCAAGGAGUGGCGAAGCUUGAUACCAAUAGGCACGUUGGUUUUUUGCGCCGCUGCCUUGGUAGUGGGAUCUCCAAAUAUCUCAAUACUAUAGGUAUAUGCGGAAAUCAACAAGUGUAUGACACCGAGUCCACCUUAGAUGCAGCCUCAGGUUAGAUGGAGUAUUUCUCGCUGAAGGAGUUAGACUGUUGGCAAAGUUCUGCAACAAGAAAACUAUCCGGGUCGUGGUGGUGCACUUUGGAAGGAUGCUGAAGAGGAAGAGUUGGUAUUAAGUUAAUAAAGUAAGACAAGACCGUAGUAUUCUGUUAAGUGGUUGUGUAAUGAACUACUAGUGAAAGGCGCGCCAUUUAUAUGAUACUCGGAGGAAUAAUUUUAUGAUUGUUUACAAUGUACA
This is a messenger RNA of Panicum virgatum (switchgrass), 2462 nucleotides long. RefSeq lists its product as uncharacterized. The transcript has 2 exons. The record is from RefSeq and is a predicted model, not a curated record. Bases 1637 to 2224 code for a protein of 195 amino acids. NCBI's taxonomy places the organism in Eukaryota, Viridiplantae, Streptophyta, Magnoliopsida, Poales, Poaceae.